UGCGGUUGACCCCGUGAUAAGGAACAACUGAUUGUUAAAAAACUUCUCAGAGUGUCAGUAUAUUAACAUUUAAAUGUUACAUAAAAUCAAAUUACCGUAAAAUAGAUCUUUAUUUCCUAUUCACUAUUUAACAAACAAGCAAGAAAUAUUGAAAUUUGAAUAUAACGAUAUAAGGAAAUUUUAAAGAAAGGACAACGCAUGGUAUCCUGUGGGUCUUGGUUGAAGAUAGGGUCAAUAAUUUAUUAUAUUUGAAAGUCAAAUUACUUUUUACAAUGAGGGUGGUUGCUCUUAUUAGUGGUGGAAAGGAUUCAUGUUUUAGUAUGAUGCAAUGUGUUGCUGCAGGUCAUGAUAUAAUUGCAUUGGCUAAUUUACAUCCAAUUGGAAAAGAUGAUCUCGAUUCAUUUAUGUUUCAAACUGUUGGUCAUCAGGGAAUUGAAUUUAUUGCCGACGCUAUUGGAUUACCACUCUAUAGAGAGCCAACAUUUGGAAGAUCUAAAAUGCAAGAUAAAAAUUAUGUACCAACUGAUGAUGAUGAAGUUGAGGAUCUUUAUAGAUUAUUGAAAAAAGUGAAAGAUUCAGAAAAUAUUGAUGCCGUAUCGAGUGGAGCAAUUGCAAGCGAUUAUCAACGAUUACGCGUGGAAAAUGUAUGUAAACGUUUGGGACUUGUUUCAUUAUCAUAUUUAUGGCAAAGAAAUCAAGAGGAAUUAUUAAAUGAAAUGAUUCAAUGUUCAGUGAAUGCAAUAUUAAUAAAAGUUGCAUGUUUGGGUUUGGAUUUGAAACAUUUGGGUAAAUCAUUGAUGGAAAUGCAACCGCAUUUAUUGAUGAUGAAGGAAAAAUUUGGUUUGAAUGUUUGUGGUGAGGGAGGUGAGUACGAAACAUUUACUCUCGAUUGUCCAUUGUUUAUUAAAAGUAUCGUGAUAAAUGAAUAUGAAAGUAUUGUACAUUCGAAUAAUGAUAUUGCACCGGUUGGUUAUCUUAAUUUUAAAAAAGUACAAUUAUUGGUUAAAGAUAAGGGAAUGGAAAAUUUGUCACUGAAGGAAAGAUUACAGAAUGUUAUUAUAAAAAAUCCUCUUGAUUAUGUUUCUGAAAUAUUGUGUCUAAAGGAAGACGAUUUGUCUGAUGAUAAAAUUGUUGAAUUUGAUACAAAAAUUGAUAAUGAUGAAAUCUAUCCUGAUAAUCCUCAAGUGAAUGAAAAUGAAAGUGGUUGGCUAUGUUUUGGAGGAUUAACAAGUGAAAACACGAAUCCCGCAAUUGCGAUGGAGGAAACAUUAAAUAAAUUACAGAAUCUUUUGUCGAGUAAAAAUAUAAAUAUUUCGGAUAUUGUGUCAGUUACAUUGUUCGUUAAGGAUAUGGGGAAUUAUUCAUUGAUAAAUGAAAUUUAUGUUUCGAAAUUUGCACAUCUUAAUCCACCAGUUCGUGUUUGUGUGGAAUGUCCCUUGAAUGUGCAAAUUGUACUUGAGGCAUUGGCAUAUAAAGAUGGAAGUGGUACAAAAGAUGGUGCAAUUCAUCGUAAACAUACUUUACACGUACAGAGUAUCAGUCAUUGGGCACCGGCAAAUGUUGGUCCAUAUUCUCAGGUUGUUCGUAUUGGUGAUAUUAUUUUAGUUGCUGGACAAAUUCCCCUAAUUCCUGGCAGUAUGACAAUGUUAAAUUCAAAUAUAAGACAGGAGUGUCGUUUAACAUUGAGACACAUUGAACGAUUAUUAAAAUCAGUGGACAGUAAAACACAAUUAAGGGAUAUUGUGCAGGGAAUUUGUUUUUUAACUGAUUUCAAAUAUAUAAAAGAGGCGCGAAACGAAUGGGAGAGAUUGACAAAAAAUACUAUUGACGAUUAUAUUAUUGUGCCGAAUCUCCCAAGGAAUGCAAGAAUCGAAUGGAGUGUUUGGGCACAUAGAGAUAAUAGUCGAUUUGAAUAUGAGGAGAUAAGAAAAAAUAUGGGAAAUAUUAAAAUAUUGUUGAGAAGAAGAUGGAAUUAUGAUAAUAUAUCGGCAAUUGUGGGUUAUUUGUCUUUUGAUUUAACAAAAAAUUCGGAAACUAAUCAAGAAAAUUUUACACAAGAUGAACUAAUACAGUGUCUUGAAUAUCUUCUCUGUAAUUUGAAAAAGGGUUCACUAACUGAAAAUCCCGCGUGUACUUUAAGAAUAUUUUAUAAAGGUAAUCUUUUUUCUUCACAAUAUAUUCAAAAUCUUUUAGUGCCUUUUUUAAAUGAUAAUUUAGUUGUAACUAGUAUUCCUGCAUUAUAUUUACAUAAUGCCAAUACUUACCUUUCGGUGUGUGGUAUUCGUCACGAAUAGUGUGGUAAAAGAAAACGGAAAUAAAUUUGUAUUAAGGGCUUUACAGAAAAAUAUUAAUUUCGAUUAAUAAAUAAUAGAAAUUAAAUUUAUAAAAAAACAUUGUAAAAAUUAUUUAUCUUUUUCUUUAGUAAAAAUUUAAUAUAAUUUCAUUAAAAUUAUAUUUUAAAUUAAUAUUUAAAAUAUCUUUUUGGUAAAUUUUAAAAGAAAAUUGGAAUAGGAAUACGUUUUUUCAAAUUAGAAAUAAAGUGUAAUUGAUUUACUAAACAUAAAAGAUUUUGAAAGAGAUGACAAAGUAUUCAUAUUCUUUCUGAAUAGAGGAUUAAAAUUUAUUCAGAAUACUGAUGACCAUGUAUGUUUCAAGGCUUCUAUUUAAAAUGCUUCUUUUAUUCGUUACACUGUGCUCAUAAUAAAU
Molecule: messenger RNA, 2706 nt
Organism: Leptopilina boulardi
Lineage: Eukaryota; Metazoa; Arthropoda; Insecta; Hymenoptera; Figitidae
Exons: 2
Coding region: 273-2294 (673 amino acids)
Biological process (GO): protein histidyl modification to diphthamide
Molecular function (GO): diphthine-ammonia ligase activity
Source: RefSeq, a predicted model, not a curated record